Molecule: messenger RNA, 705 nt
Organism: Necator americanus (New World hookworm)
Lineage: Eukaryota; Metazoa; Nematoda; Chromadorea; Rhabditida; Ancylostomatidae
Exons: 4
Coding region: 1-705 (234 amino acids)
Source: RefSeq, a predicted model, not a curated record
AUGACCAGGAGCGGACGUCUGCGGAUGAGAAGAUGUAGUCCAACACCAGCUUUGACUAUCUUCGUCGCUUACGCUCCAACAUCAAGCUAUGAAGAGGAAGAAGUUGAAGCUUUCUAUAUGGAUCUAGAGAGGAGCGCGCCCGAGGAACUCCACAUCAAACCCACGCCCUACAAUGGAAUGAGCAGAAGGGGAGAUUUUCCAAGUUCAUCAUGGCGACUAAGGCCACCUAGGGGAGCUCGCAAUUUCAAAGGCCGUCUUCUCUACGCUGGACGUGUGAGUCACCCGGUCGAGGAGGCUCUCCCGUCCAAAGUACGACAUGCUAUCAUGCCGGUAACAAAUCGUACGGCACUCGGUCCCGACAGAAUAAGACCAGAACACCUGAAGAACCUUCCGCCAGUACUCAUCAACACCCUGGCGAGGCUCUUUACACGUUACCUUUCGGAAUGCAAGGAAGCAGGGUUUCGAAAAGGAUUCAGCACGAUUGACUACAAUCACACUGCUUCGAAACUCAUCGAGGUAUCACGAGAGUACAAGAUGCCGCUCUGUAUCACCUUCAUCGACUUGAAAAAGGCCUUCGACUCAGUUGAGACGGAAGCGGUCAUGGAAGCCUUGGACCAAGGCGUCCCUACUCAGUACACAAAGGUACUUCGAGAGUUGUACAGUAACUUCACGGAUUUAGCCACUCUACGAGAAUAUCCUCACUGA